This is a messenger RNA of Saccharomyces paradoxus, 837 nucleotides long. RefSeq names its product casein kinase 2 regulatory subunit CKB1 (gene CKB1). The record is from RefSeq and is a predicted model, not a curated record. Lineage: Eukaryota; Fungi; Ascomycota; Saccharomycetes; Saccharomycetales; Saccharomycetaceae. Gene Ontology annotation, molecular function: protein kinase regulator activity. The transcript has a single exon. The coding region runs from base 1 to 837 and encodes 278 amino acids. Gene Ontology annotation, cellular component: protein kinase CK2 complex; cytoplasm.
AUGUCGCAAGAGUUUGUAGAAGAUUAUUCACGUACAGGAUCCUCAGACGACGAGGAUAGUGGAGCAUAUGACGAGUGGAUCCCAUCGUUCUGUUCCAGAUUUGGCCACGAAUACUUCUGCCAAGUUCCCACAGAGUUUAUCGAGGAUGAUUUCAAUAUGACCUCAUUAUCUCAAGAGGUACCUCACUACCGAAAAGCCCUGGAUUUGAUAUUAGAUUUGGAGGCCAUGAGUGAUGAAGAAGAGGAUGAAGACGACGUGGUGGAAGAAGACGAAGUGGACCAAGAGAUGCAAAGUAACGACGGCCACGAUGAAGGCAAAAGGAGAAAUAAGUCGCCAGUGGUGAAUAAGAGCAUUAUCGAGCACGCAGCAGAACAGUUAUACGGAUUGAUCCACGCAAGGUUCAUUCUAACCAAGCCAGGCCUGCAGGCAAUGGCUGAAAAAUUUGACCACAAGGAAUUCGGAACGUGUCCCCGCUACUACUGUAAUGGCAUGCAAUUGCUGCCUUGUGGUCUGAGCGAUACAGUCGGGAAACACACCGUAAGGUUGUACUGUCCCAGUUGUCAGGACUUGUAUCUUCCUCAAUCCUCUAGAUUCCUGUGUCUAGAAGGUGCGUUUUGGGGGACAAGCUUCCCUGGUGUGUUUUUGAAACAUUUCAAAGAAUUGGAAGAGUAUGUGGAAAGGAAAAGUAAAGAAUCAUAUGAGUUGAAAGUUUUUGGAUUCAGGAUAAAUGAUGAGGCAGUAUCUGGCCCUAGAAUGAAGUGGUUGAGGCAAUACCCAUCCACGGAGGAGGACUGGGAAGAAUUUGCCAAAUGCGAGUUCGAGACACCGGCGGUUUAA